Messenger RNA from Abrus precatorius (Indian licorice), 3006 nucleotides. RefSeq names its product linoleate 13S-lipoxygenase 2-1, chloroplastic-like. Gene Ontology annotation, biological process: lipid oxidation. Lineage: Eukaryota; Viridiplantae; Streptophyta; Magnoliopsida; Fabales; Fabaceae. The record is from RefSeq and is a predicted model, not a curated record. The coding region runs from base 141 to 2894 and encodes 917 amino acids. The transcript has 9 exons. Gene Ontology annotation, molecular function: protein binding; metal ion binding; oxidoreductase activity, acting on single donors with incorporation of molecular oxygen, incorporation of two atoms of oxygen.
ACACAACGUGAUUCAUCCUUCGUCAAUACGGGAUUAUAAAUAAGCCCUUUUGGUAGCUCUCCAACUUAAAUAAAUGCAAUAUUUCAUCGUAGCAAUUAAAUAUAUCUAAGAUCCAUCGAGUAAGCGAAAUUGAGAACACCAUGACGUUGAAGCCUUCCAAUGUUCACCAAUCAGUUAUCUUCAAUAGUGCAUCUUUCCCUUUACUAUAUAUAAAUGGGAAAGAUAACACAAGUCAUAGCAAUAGUUUGUUCUUGAACCUGAAGAGUAAACACUCUUUUUCUAUUACUAGGGGAGGUAAAAGGGUUCACAUAGGGUGUGUGUCCCGGUGCAUGAAAGCUGUGAUGGCUAGCAAUGGUGACACCAACAACACCAACAUCAUUGUCACCAAGUCUCAAACUGUGAAGGCCUUUGUGACUGUGAAGCAAAGUGGGGGUGGCCUCUUAGGGGACCUUGUUAAUGAAGGUCUUGGUGGCAUCAAAGAAUUUGUUGGCAAAACACUUGCUUUGGAGCUUGUCAGCGAAGAACUUCAUCCAAAAACGAACUCGGAGAGAAAGACAAUAAAAAGUAAUGUGCACAAGAUUGAGACAAAAGAGGAUGAGGUGCAAUAUGAAGCCACAUUUGAUUUACCAGUCGACUUCGGGAAAGUGGGUGCUAUUUUGGUGCAGAAUGAGGACCACAAAGAGGUGUUUCUAAAGAACAUUGUUCUUGAUGGCUUCCCUCAUGGCCCUCUGCAAUUUAACUGUGAUUCAUGGAUUCAGCCCAAGCAUGAUAGUCCUGUGAAGAGAGUCUUCUUCACUAACAAGUUGUACUUGCCAUCACAAACACCAAGUGGAUUGAGAAAGUUGAGAGAAGAGGAUUUGAUGCUACUAAGAGGGAAUGGAGAAGGAGAGCGCAAAAGCUCUGAUAGAAUAUACGAUUAUGAUGUGUACAAUGAUCUUGGGGAUCCUGACUCCAGCAUUGACCACAAAAGACCUGUUCUUGGUGCCUCCAAACAAUAUCCAUAUCCAAGACGGUGUCGUACUGGUCGAAAGCACUCUGAUGCAGACCCAAUGUCUGAGAAGAAAGGUUUAAAUUUCUAUGUUCCUCGCGAUGAAGCAUUUGAUGAGACAAAGCAAACACAAUUCACAACCACCACAGUAUCCUCAGGACUAAAUGGAAUUUUGGAUUCCUUAGAUGCGAUUCUCACUGACCAAAAACUUGGGUUUGUAAGCUUUGAAGACAUAGAUGAGCUCUAUAAAGAAGGAUUUCAUUUACCAACUCUUAAUGACAAUGGGUUGACAUUGCUCCAAAGAGUCAUUCCCAAUUUCCUCAAAGUUGCUAAUGAUAGCCAGAACCUUCUGCGUUUCGAUGUUCCAGAAGCAGCUAAAAGAGACAAAUUCUUUUGGUUAUCAGAUGAGGAAUUUGCUAGGGAGACUUUGGCAGGUGUCAACCCAUAUAGCAUCCAAAUGGUCAAGGAAUGGCCUUUGAGAAGUAAGUUAGAACCCCAAAUCUAUGGUCCACCAGAAUCAGCUAUCACUAAAGAAGUCAUUGAAUCACAGAUAAAUGGUUAUAGCACAGUUGAAGAGGCCAUUAAAGAGAAGAAGUUGUUUAUGUUAGACUACCAUGAUCUGUUCUUACCAUAUGUUAGCAAAGUGCGAGAGAUUAAGGGAACCACACUAUAUGGAUCGCGAACACUAUUCUUUCUCACUAGCCAAGGUACAUUGAAGCCAUUAGCUAUUGAGCUCACUAGACCAGCUGUGGAGGGAAAGCCACAAUGGAAGCAAGUUUUCACACCUCCUUCUCAUUCAACCAAUAACUGGCUUUGGAGGCUUGCCAAAGCUCACGUUCUUGCCCAUGAUUCAGGUUAUCAUGAACUUAUCAGCCAUUGGUUAAGAACUCAUUGUGCUGUAGAACCCUUCAUUAUUGCAACACAUAGGCAACUUAGCACCAUGCAUCCAAUUUAUAGAUUAUUGCAUCCGCAUCUGAGAUACACUAUGAGGAUCAACUCCCUAGCCCGUCAAGUGCUUAUAAGUGCAAAUGGGGUUAUUGAAACAUCAUUCUCUACUAACAAAUAUUCAAUGGAAAUAAGCUCUGUGGCAUAUGAUCAACUUUGGCAGUUUGAUUUACAGGCACUUCCCAAUGAUCUUGUUCAUAGAGGAAUGGCUGUGGUAGAUCCUAAUGCACCACAUGGUUUAAAACUAACAAUUGAAGAUUACCCUUUUGCCAAUGAUGGUCUCCUUAUAUGGGAUGCCAUCAAACAAUGGGUGACAGAUUAUGUUAACCAUUACUACCCAAGUCCAAACAUCAUAGAAUCUGACCAAGAGCUCCAAGAAUGGUGGAAAGAAAUACGAACAGUGGGUCAUGGAGACAAAUCUGAAGAACCAUGGUGGCCAAAUCUUAAAACACCUGAAGACCUUAUUCAAAUCAUUACAACUAUAGCUUGGGUAGCUUCUGCACAUCAUGCAUCUGUGAACUUUGCCCAGUAUGCAUAUGGAGGUUAUUUCCCUAAUAGACCAACAAUCGCAAGAAAUAUAAUGCCUACAGAAGACCUUUCUAAGGAAGAAUGGGAAAAAUUCCUAAACAACCCUGAUAAAGCCUUUUUGGAGUGUUUACCAUCACAAAUACAAGCAUCCUUAGUGAUGGUAAUUUUGAACUUAUUAUCAGAUCAUUCGCCAGACGAAGAAUAUAUUGGGCAAUAUGUGGAGUCAUCAUGGGUUGAGAACCCAACUAUAAAGGAAGCCUUUGAAAGGUUCAAUAGGAAAUUGAAAGAGAUUGAAGGUAUUAUAGACUCAAGGAAUGCAAACAGUACAUUGAAAAAUAGGCAUGGAGCUGGGGUAGUGCCUUAUGAACUAAUGAAGCCAUUUUCAGGGCCUGGAGUCACUGGAAAGGGAGUUCCAUAUAGCAUAUCCAUUUGAAGAUUGAUUAUUACGUACAAUAUUUAUUAAUAAUUUGUUAAUUGUGAAAUAUGUAUUGCAUUGUCUUUAAUGAAACAUUAAUAUAGAAAUUUUCUUAUCCCAUACUUUCCGU